Messenger RNA from Anopheles nili, 2835 nucleotides. RefSeq names its product gamma-tubulin complex component 2 homolog. The record is from RefSeq and is a predicted model, not a curated record. Gene Ontology annotation, cellular component: centrosome; equatorial microtubule organizing center; gamma-tubulin small complex. Gene Ontology annotation, molecular function: gamma-tubulin binding; microtubule minus-end binding. Lineage: Eukaryota; Metazoa; Arthropoda; Insecta; Diptera; Culicidae. The coding region runs from base 1 to 2691 and encodes 896 amino acids. Gene Ontology annotation, biological process: cytoplasmic microtubule organization; microtubule nucleation; meiotic cell cycle. The transcript has 7 exons.
AUGUCUACAGACAUUAUUGCAAAGAAAAUUCUUAGCGAACUAGUCAAAAAAUCUAACUACAAGUACUCGGCAGACAAUAUCGUAACUAUAUUCCACAAUCGUGAUGGCAAAUACAACAGCAACCGGCUUACUGCGCUUGUGGCGCAUUUAUUCAAACCAGUACCGAAUGGUAGUAAAUAUGUGGAUAUGUACGCGUCCUCUAAUAUUAAAGAAUCAUAUCCUGCGUUGUUGUUAGUGCUAAAUCAAUAUGCCAAUGAUUCGAAAAAUGUUUUCGUGGAACAACAACAGCAACAACAACAAGAAUCAAUGUUGCCGCCACCACCCCAAAAAGGGUUAAUUCAGACGGGUCCGGAGUCCGUUCAAAAGCGAGUAUCACUUUUCGAAAGCCCACCCCUUUCAUCAACUCGGAUCAUACCUGAGCAGGUUACUCCCGAAAAUGUGCAAGAAAUCAAGGAGAAGCUCGUACAGGCCACUUCAGGGGCCGCCGGUAGUCGUUUAUCUUCUUCUUCAUCGCUCCCACCUGGCGGAAUAAUCACACCCCAUCAUCCCAAUCAACAUUAUGUGGCGCUGAGUCGGCCAUACUUUGAAUUUUCGCACAAGAAAGCUCCAAUCGUGGCGUGGAACUUUAACUAUGACGAGCUGUAUCCGCUACAAAGUAAAACCAAUGUGGCUGCCAUUCCGGUGGCUUCCCAGGAACCGAUUGUAUUAAAAGAACUGUUGAAUUGUUUGAUCGGUGUGAAAGGCACGCUUAUCAUUCCAAAGAAAAGCACCACUUCGACAGAUUACGGCGCCCCAAUUCCGGUAGAGUUUCAACUCUCGAGUCAGCUUACCGAUUCAUGCCGUGAUAUGGUGAUUGAAAUAUUGCCGUUGGCAGCCAACUUCGCUUGUGUACAGGCAUUCAUUGAAGAAUCAAGCAUACUCGAAGGAGGCGUAGUAUUACAAGCAUUGCGAUCGGUCCUGAAAACGAUAAUGACGGAUUACUAUCUCUCAAUCGCUCAAUUGGAUGAUCUGCGUUGCCGUAAAGGGCUCAGCAUGCAACGCCUAUUGCAGUUUCUAAAGCCCGUCUUUCCCACGAUGGAGGAGCUUGCUGCAACGGUGUCGGAGAUUUGGCGCAAUAAUAGCCGAGGUGGUCAGGUGUUGACGUUACUACACAAUCGCAUUACAGCCACUAGCGGAACAAAUCAUGCCCAACGUGUGCUCGUACACCUGAUCGAGUCGGCCGCAGUACCAUUUAUGGAGAUGCUCCAGCUUUGGAUCUACCGAGGCGUUAUUAAUGAUCCGCAGCAGGAGUUCCUUAUUGAACACAGUGCGAUGGAGUUAACGGAAAAUGAACUAGUUGAUUACUGGGAAAAGCAGUACACUAUACGGUGCGACAAGGUCCCGUGUUUUCUAGUAAAGUAUGCGGACAUUAUCCUGCGCACCGGCAAGUAUUUGAAUGUGGUUCGCGUGUGUGGUGGCGCCGAUUUUCAACCAGCUAAUGGAAAUACUGCAUUUUCUACUGGUUCCGUUGCGCAAGCGUCGGCCACACUUGUAAAGCAGCUACACUAUAAGCACUUUGAUCAGUCGUAUAUCGACGCUAUUGAGCAGGCGUACAACUUUGCCUCGUCCUCAUUGUUGAAUCUCAUUAUGAACAAGUACGACUUGAUGGGGCGUUUGCUUUCGGUGAAACGUUACUUUUUGCUGCAGCAGGGCGAUUUUAUCACGGAGUUCAUGGAUGCGGUAGAAGAGGAUUUGCGAAAGAAUGUAGACAGUCUGCAUCCGAUACGCCUGGCUAACCUACUGGACGUGACUCUCGGACUUUCUUCUGCCAAGUAUGAUGAGUAUCAUGACGAUCUCAAAACAAUGCUGUUGCCGUACGGGAUAGUCACACAAAUCUCAAAGAUAGUCAAUAAUGAAGAAGUGUUCGCCGAUACACUCAGUGAUACGUCGCAACUGAAGGGUAUCGAAUGUUUCACAUUCACGUAUAAAGCUCAGUGGCCGGUCUCUAUCGUACUCAACCUAUGGACCAUCUCAAAGUAUCAGAUGAUAUUUCGUCAGCUGUUCUAUUUGAAGUACGUUGAACGUGUACUUUGCCGGGUAUGGAUAGCAAAUAACGAGACGCGCCAAUUUGCACCGAACCCGGCUAAACUAUACCGAUCAGCAUUUACGUUACGCCAGAAAAUGCUUAUCGCUAUCCAAAGCUUCGAGUCGUACAUGAUGAUAGAAGUGAUCGAGCCUAAUUGGCACAUUUUCUUCCAGAAUAUGAAACAGGUGAAAAAUAUUGAUGACGUGUUGAACUAUCACCAAGAUUUUCUGGACCAGUGUCUUAAGAAUUGUAUGCUUACCGAACCAGAUUUACUUAAACCGAUAAUUAAUUUAUGCAAUAUUUGCAUCAAAUUUUGCGAUUUUUUAGCGGAAGCACAACGCCAUUUUGUUGAUGCAGAACUAACGUGCAUGCUAGCAACGGGUGACGACCACUCACUUUCUUCUGAAUCCGAUUAUGAACAGAAUGCCACCACAAUGGCACCCACAGAAACGUUUUCGGAGCGAGUGGAGCAGUUUCGCUACGAUUUUACAAACCAACUUAUGACGUUACUUCGAAAGAUUACGAACGUUGCAACGCUAAGCACAUCGGAAAGGUUUAUCAAUCUGAUUUACAGAAUCAAUUUCAACUCAUACUAUAGUGAAUCAAACGAAACUAAUCCAAACUAAUACUCAAUGAAAGCAAAAGAUGUACAAUGCCCUUGCCAACAAACUCAGUGCACUCUAAUUCGCAAAGAUUCUACUCUCUGCACUUUUUUGUAUUUUGAACAGUAUGCAACAUAAAAUAAAUGUUUUGUUAAGUUACAUGUUAAA